CAGCGAAGUUCGGAAAUGUUGUUGAUAACAUUCACCAAUUGUCGUUUGACUGUGACUGCAGCACUCACAAACCACCGCAGCAGAUACACUCACGCACCCACCAAACACACAGAACAAGCAAGAUGACGGCACACAAGCAAGCUGUUUUGCGGCUCUACAGACAUAUGCUGAAGGACAGCAAGUCUUGGGCUGUUGAUCGUGGUGUUUGGAUGAAGCACGCGGCAACCAUUCGCCAACGUUUUGAGACGCACCGCACCGCAAACCCUGCUGAGGCGGCAAAGCUCCUGGCAGCAGAGCAGGCCAAGUUUGAGAGUAACAAACACCCCGACCCAUACCGACCAUGCACAUCGCUGGAUGGGUCCAAGUGGGAGCGUAACUGUCCGCCACCAGCAGACGUUGUUCAAGCUGGCUCCAUGUAACCAUUCUGCAAUUGACACGUCAUCUCCGCCCCCAGCCCCAGAGGGCAAAACCCACAAAGCCAAGCAGCAGACGUAACAAAACACCAACAUCACGUGUUUCUUGUCUCUUCAGUGUGUGUGUGUGCGUGUACGUUGGCGUGAUGGGACAGCUUCCUUUGUCGUGGGAGGCCAAAGUCACUGUGGCAUCUCGCGGCAUGUUUCGAGUUGUGCACGUGCGAUUUGAUGCGAGUCUCGCUGCUUGGCGUUUUUAUCGUUUGUUCAUCGGCAAAGUGCAAUACAUCGCUUGAAAUGG
Molecule: messenger RNA, 711 nt
Organism: Salpingoeca rosetta
Lineage: Eukaryota; Choanoflagellata; Craspedida; Salpingoecidae
Exons: 4
Coding region: 123-419 (98 amino acids)
Biological process (GO): mitochondrial electron transport, NADH to ubiquinone
Source: RefSeq, a predicted model, not a curated record